This is a messenger RNA of Gongylonema pulchrum, 243 nucleotides long. NCBI's taxonomy places the organism in Eukaryota, Metazoa, Nematoda, Chromadorea, Rhabditida, Gongylonematidae. The record is from the annotation of a GenBank genome assembly.
AUGCAAACAGUUCACUUGGUGAAACUGCGUUACUGGUUGCAAAAUAAAGUAGUGCUGAUACGGGAUAUGGCAAUACCGGAAAGUAUAACCUACCAGUGCAGCGUGGAAAAUUGCAUGCAUAAUCGUGCUCCAAAUGCCAUAACAACGGCAUCAACAUCAAUUAUAUGUUUUAUUUACAUGCCACACGUCUACGCUGUCGAAAUCACGCAACCGUGUUUAAUAUUCCAGAAAGUGAUCGUGUGA